Chenopodium quinoa (quinoa) is the source of this 2168-nucleotide messenger RNA. Its product is annotated as nijmegen breakage syndrome 1 protein-like. Gene Ontology annotation, molecular function: protein binding; damaged DNA binding. The transcript is spliced from 14 exons. Bases 121 to 1791 code for a protein of 556 amino acids. Gene Ontology annotation, biological process: mitotic G2 DNA damage checkpoint signaling; double-strand break repair via homologous recombination. The record is from RefSeq and is a predicted model, not a curated record. Gene Ontology annotation, cellular component: Mre11 complex. NCBI's taxonomy places the organism in Eukaryota, Viridiplantae, Streptophyta, Magnoliopsida, Caryophyllales, Amaranthaceae.
UAAAAUUAAGAGUUUAUGAUUUGGCAUAGUACUUUUAUACGAAAUAGCACUUGGAACUUGACAUUGUUGAAGAAAUUCGCGGCAAUUUUUCUCCCAAUUUGAAGAAAUUCAACGGAACAAAUGGUUUGGGGGUUCUUUCCUGUUAACCCACUUUCAGGAGAGGAGAAGUACUAUAUAUACACAAAGGGAACAUACAAAGUGGGCAGAAAAGGUUGUGAUGUGAAUAUAACAAAUGAUAAAGGUGUUUCACGUAUACAUGCUGAGAUCAUUGUAGAUGUAAUGGAAUCUUUGAAACCUGCUGAGAAGAGAUCAUCUAGCAUCUCCUCCAAAGUUAGGAUAAGAGAUUGCUCCAAGUAUGGAACAUUUAUUGUGAAAGAUUCUGGCAUAAAAGAAAAAGUUCAUGAUUGUCCAGGCAAAGAAAUAUAUUUGAAAGUUGGGGAUUUGGUCAAAUUUGGCUCCGGAGAUCUAACAUACAGAUUUUCUUAUGUCCCACUAAAUUUCUACCUUUGCAAUUUCACAAGCUCCCAAGGAACUCCUUUUACACAAGAUAAAAUAUCAUCUAUAGGUGCUUGUGUUUCACAUGAGUGGACUAAGGAAUGCACACAUGUACUUGUGGAUCCAUUCAUGCCUGUUACCGAGGAAGUAAUUGAUAUCGUUCUGUCUAAGAAACCUGUUGUACUAAGUACUUGGCUGGAGAUUAUUGCAGGAACUAGGAUACACAGUGAAAUUCCAAGUUACAGUCAAUACAUUCCGACGUUGACUUUGGAUGGUGAAUCAGUAUCGAUAGCAGAUACCAGGACUCGUGAAAAUUGCUUAAAAGGAUACACUUUUGUGUUGGGUUCUGCAAAUAAGUAUAGAUUCAAAGAUAGGGUGCAAUCAUUGCUGGAGGUUGCUGGUGCAAAAGUUCUUUCAAUUAACUAUUUUGAUAAUAAUAUCCAGGAUCAAGUGGAAACCGACAAGUGUUUGGCGCUUGUAAUCCCUGCUGAUUCAGCUGAAAAAUUCUGCCUUGAUAGCUCACUGUCUAAAGUAAAUGAGAUCAAAUUGAUUUCUGCAGUUUUAUCAGGGUAUCUUGAUCCGUCAAUCAUCAUGUCCUCAUCCAUAUUAGUCUCUUCUUCAUGUUCAACCGACGAGACAGUGGUUGCAGACUCCGAUGCAGAAGCAGAAACAGCUACUUCAGAUCAUCCAAGUAUGGCCAAUUUAGUUGUUGGACAUGCAAGUUAUGAAAGUGAAAUGCAGAUAUAUAAAAAAAAUACUGGUUCUCUGUGUAUAGGUGCUAUAAGUGAAGAAUUGAUGAUGCAGAAUAAAACAAAAUAUUUCAGUGGAACAGAGGCUACUGACUGCAUGAAUAUUGACAAGAAAUCUGCAAAUAAAGAUGCUUCAUCACCAGAAGUUGGUGAAGUUCUGAGUUUUUUGGAGCCAAAGAGGGAAGCAGCCAAUGCAAGGAACGAUGAUUUGGAAAGUUGGAACCUAGAUAUUCUUUAUAGCCAAAAUUUAAUUGUCAGAAAUACUAAUACAAAUGACUCAGUGAGUUCUGUAUCAGACGGUGAAGUUGUUAAUUUCAAGCGUUUUAGAAAGACUAACAUUCAGUCUGGGAAUAGCUUUAGCAACCUUGUUCCAUAUUCAAAAUAUCCAUAUACUGAUUCUGACUAUGAUAAGGAAGUAGUUGAAUAUGUGAAGGAUGAGAAAAAGAGGAAACAGAUGGAAGCAAUGGCAGAGGACUUGUUCAAAAAUGAACGGGGAUGGCGUCGUGGAGUUGCUGGUUCUAUUCAGGAAAUGCUGAGUCGUAACUGACGCAGAAGGAACACUUGAAGGCGUGUACUUGAGGAACAAAGACUUGAAGAACAUUGGAGGAUCUUCCGGUGGAUCACUUAAGAUUUUGCCAACAUCUCACAUAUAUGUUGAAGAGUGACAUGCUAGUAAAAUGUAAACACUUCCAUCAUUUAAUGCUCCAUGUUUGUCGAUGUAAGUUAUUCCACAUGAUUUUUUAAGAAAUGAUGAUAUCAUGUCUUGCUUGGAAAUUCUAGGAUUGUGUAUGUGAAAUUAAAGUGCUGUGAAGUUUUCUAGUCAAUAUACGGCUAUAAUAUGAUAUCAUGCCAUAUGCUCGUUUGAUUGCCAAUGUGAGAAGUCUGUAAAAUGUGUAUUCUCUUAAAUUACUUAACCUCGAGUUA